Molecule: messenger RNA, 897 nt
Organism: Eremomyces bilateralis CBS 781.70
Lineage: Eukaryota; Fungi; Ascomycota; Dothideomycetes; Eremomycetales; Eremomycetaceae
Exons: 1
Coding region: 171-662 (163 amino acids)
Source: RefSeq, a predicted model, not a curated record
GAUGGAGUUGUUUCAAGACCUGGGACCCGGUUGGCAGACUCCGGAGCGUGCGCAUGGCCUCAUGCCUCGGAGUUUUAUCAUCUCGAUCAUUUUCCCUCACAGGACAGGGUCCAUCCCGCAUAGAGUGCAUACGAGGUCUUUGAGCCACAUGUCUUUGAUGAGAUUUUUCGAUGCAUGGCUUUCAGCACGACCAUGGUCACCAGAACGAACGCAUGAGCGGUGGCGUCAUCAGCGGUCUCUUAACAUUGAGCAUGGAUGACCUCGAGUGCUCGACCAGGAUCGAAGCGUCGAACCGGGUUCGGAUAUAUUACAUGUGUUACAAUAAUAGUAUCGCAAUAUCGGAAUGCCUGGUCGGGAAGGUAACCGAAAGCUCAAUGGGCCCGGUAGCCAGGAAUCGCGAUAUUAAUUCGCUUCAAGGGAGUCGGCGCGGGGCACGAUCGCUGCAAACCGACCGGGUGAAGGUGUCUCAUGUGGUGAUUUGGAAAAGUUUCCUUGUGCAGUCUCGGGCGGAGCUUUAUCCCUUCACCUACAGAAGCGGGACGGUUGGUGAUGUUGGCAACGGCCGAACGUUGAACCAAGACCAGAGUAAAUGCUCGAACGGUACUCCGUACCUGGAACAAUUUUCCGAUAGACAGGCGAGAAAUUGGCUCAAUGAUCAGUGAUGGAACGUGGAUAAGAUGUCAUGAGAAUCAAUCGCUCUCAAUGUCAACGCUUGUUCUCUGUCUUCAGACUAGAAGGGAUCAUGAAAAAUCAAUCUAUCUUCGGAUCCAAGAACCGCAUCUGGGCCCUCGCCGCUGCUUCCCUAGUUCUUAUCAGCAUCUCUGGUUAUAUUAAUAUGUCUAUAUUAAUAUAAAAACGGUCUGUUCGACCCGAUCUAUGCUGGGUUCCCUGGACGAC